Molecule: messenger RNA, 2525 nt
Organism: Symsagittifera roscoffensis
Lineage: Eukaryota; Metazoa; Xenacoelomorpha; Acoela; Convolutidae
Product: four and a half LIM domains protein 3-like
Exons: 5
Coding region: 1477-2373 (298 amino acids)
Cellular component (GO): nucleus; Z disc
Molecular function (GO): transcription coregulator activity
Source: RefSeq, a predicted model, not a curated record
AUUGGUUAGAACAGACAAGUGUUGUAAAUUUUGCUCUGUUAGAACUUUGUCGGUUAAAUUUUGUUGUUAAAGUUGUUGGUGUUUUGAGUGGCCAUUCCGCCCCGUUAGUCAUUGUUUUAAUCAUUGGUUCACAGUAUAGUUUGUCUAGCUUUGAGUGUAAUUUUUCUUUUCAAAAUUUAGAAAAACCAUUUAAAAAAAUCGAUGUAUAAGCGCCAAAUUGUGUGAUCAUUCAAACAGCUGCGUUUUCUGCUGAUCAACUUCUUUUGUUACCAUUCAGAAACAGUUGGUAACUUUAAUGGCCGGACAUUUCAAUGCUUCUCGCAGCUCAAUUGUAUACUUUGACACCAUUCGGCUAACAUUCUAUUCAACCAUUAAAUCAUAUGUAAUAACUGACAACGUCCCCCAUAAUAACUCACAAGUGAAGUGGCUUGAAAAAUGGUACUUCAAAUUAUUUUUAACGCUUUUUCAGAAAUUCGGCCUAGUUUUGGAGCGUUUUAUCAGCAAAGAGCCUCUAUUUUAUGUUAAUUUAAAUUCUAAUCUAUUCUUUCUCUCAGGUGAGGCGACUUCGAUUUUAUUUGAAAAAAAAAAUCAAGUAUUUAUAACAUUUUGUAGAAUUGUUUGCUCAUAGAUUGUAAUCAAAUAGGAGGAGUUUAUUUACCAUCAUCCAUCAUCGAGGAGCCUAACAUAAACAAAAGAUUCGGUUCUGCUGUUACAAUUACUGUCGCCAGCUAGUUGUCCUCGCCAAAACAGCCGUCAAUUUAGGAAAACAUCAAAUGUGUGAUCUCGCGUUGCUAUCCGUACUACAAUAGACUCCAAAGGUUCAAUUACCGACUACAGAACGGAUGCUGAUCAUAGUCACCAUAAUUCAUGGCUUAGUAAAUUUACUAUUCAUAAAGAUGUUAGGUCUUCUUUCAAACUCCAGUGAAGCGCGAAAGCAUUAUAACUGUUUUAUUACUGCAAAUUGUCUCGAUUAAAGACUCCGUGAAUGAACUUAGCAAUCCUUCAGUCUCUCUUGAAAUUUCGUCAAUUCCAGUUUUGGUGAUAGCUGAAAUUAUUCAGAAAAUUCACAGGCGACGGUGGAUUUGAGUUCGAGCCAAAAGCAGCCAGAAACAGCUUUGACAGCCAUAGGAACCUCUAGUCAAUUUACAAACUACUUGGCCCUAUAACCAAGGGUUUUGGGUUUACCAGUUUUUACCAGUUUAUGAAUUAUUAACAGCUACCCUUUCAAUGCUGGUUUUUGGAACAAAUCUGCAAAAUUCCUUGGAAUAGAGUUGUAUGCGUGUUCGUUUCAAAUUGCCUUCAAAUUGCACUUUCAGUUUCUGUUUAUUUGAAAUGAGGAAUUUGACUUCUACCUCCUUACUUUUAUAGUGCAGAAUUGUUGUCUCUAUAUACAGAGUGAAUGUUUUUGUUGGAUUUUAUCUGCUGAAAAUCUGCAAAAUUUAUCGACUGAAAAAACCCGCAGUAAAAUAGCCCAAAAUGAGUCUUGAAGAUUUGUUCAUCUCUGUCUGCGAUAAAUGCGAAAAGGAUAUUUUUGGCGCCGCAGUGCACGAGGAUUCUCUCUCGUUCCACGAAGCAUGUUUCGUGUGCGACCACAACUCUACUGUCCAAUCACACACUGGGUCCCCCUGUGGGGCGAGACUGAACGAGGGCGAGUAUUUCUCAGUCGGGGGAGAGAGGUUCUGUCGGACUUGUUACGAGAGAGAUCUAGCUGCUGUGUGCUACAAAUGCGCAUGCAAAAUCAUAGGCUGUAAGCGGGUGGAUCUUCCAAACAGUGGCCGAUUCUUCCACAAAGACUGUUUCAAAUGCGUCGACUGUUGGACUGAAAUUGGCCUGGACAAUGAGUACACCAUAGUACCAUCUGACUCACGGAACGAGGAAAGAGAAAGCGUGGAAGAUGACGAAUAUAUUUGUAGAUCCUGUUUUUGCUGUAGGUUCCCGCAGAGGUUGUGCUACCAGUGUGAAGAGUUAAUAGCAGGAGGUCAUACAGUUCAAGAUGCAGACGGACACUUCCACCAUCUGGAGUGCUUUGUCUGCUGGAGGUGCCAGAUACCCCUAGGCCAGUCAACCCAGUCACGUGAUGAUGGUGAAUCUACUUCUGGUGCAUAUGUGGAGUAUGGGGGCAACUUCUACUGUCCACAAUGCUACAAUGGCAACUUGAUACCUGGAUGCGCAUUGUGUAGUCUCAGCAUUGAGGCUGACGGUGCGCAGAUAAUGUACAAGGAUGAGAUAUUCUGUGAGCGUUGCUUCCGAUGUUCCAAGUGCAACACAGACUUAUCUCGCUCGGAGUUCCUCGAUACCUCCGACACAUUUGACGGGGAAACACUGGAAAUAGAAUGUGCCGAAAAAGACGAAGAGGGCAACUGUCUGUCUUAGCUCUGACACGUUGAACCCAAAAACAAGGACUAACUUAUUGAAACAUUCAUAAACCUAAAAUAUGAAUUGAAAUAUAGUUCAUUAUGUUAAGCUGAUUAUAUAGUGAUUAGUUUGAUGGCAAUCGUUCUUAAGACAAUACGUGAAUACAAAAU